GUUGCUGGAGACCUAUUCUUACCCGAAUCUUCACGGGUCAAGAUUGGUUUGAAACACAUGCAGGCAUAGCACCCAGCAAAUUUCACCACUCGUUUUUUAAGUGACAGUCCGUGAUAUUAGAAUUGUGUUUACUGUCACAAGAGAAUCAAACACAUAAUUCCGCUUAAAGACUAUUUUGAGGCGUUUUACUACAAUUUUUCAUUCGCCAUAUUGUGCUUCCCAGUUUUGACUUUAACCCAACCGCAGGAGUAAACACUGCCACAGGACUGUCAGUUGGAAUAUAGGACAGAAGGAUUAACUUUGUUGACAAAGAGCUUUGAAGAUGGACAUAACUGUGAAACAGGAGCCAUGUGGAGAAAGUCCGUCUCCUCCAGAGUGUGAGAGACUCCAGAAUAACUACAUGGAAGUUGAGGCACCAGGUGAUGACCGUUUUCUGUAUUGCCAGGACUGCAACAAGGAGUAUGAAGGGGACUGUUCAGUACACGGACCUCUUCUCAUGGUGGCAGACACACAGGAAACAUUGGAAAAUGUUGACAGAGCUUGGAAAACGAUGCCUGUUGGUCUGGAGAUUGAGGAAUCUGGGAUCCUAGGCGCUGGUCUUGGAGUUUGGGCGUCUCAGGACUUUGUUCCGCGCACCUGCUUUGGGCCGUACGAGGGAGACUCCAUCCAAGAUGAGAACACUGCUCAUGCAUCAGGAUACAGUUGGCAAAUCCACACAGAUGGACAACCUUCCCACUUUGUAGAUGGCCAACACUGCAACACUGCCAACUGGAUGAGAUAUGUCAACUGUGCUCGAACAGAGGAAGAACAGAAUCUGACUGCAUUUCAAUACAAUGGUCAUAUCUACUACAGAGCCUACAAGAAGAUCAGUGUUGGUUGCGAGCUGCUUGUCUGGUAUGGACACAAGUAUGCAAGGAACCUUGGUAUCGAGAGACAACUUACACUCCAAGAGGGGCACACUGAAGAUAUGUACCCAUGUGACAGCUGUGAUCUUGGGUUCUCAUCUGUUGUGUUCUUGUGGAAACAUCUGAACAAGAUGCAUGAAGGAAAACUGACAGCUCAGUUGAGGUUCAUAGUGAACACUCAGGGUGUUAGCGUCCAUGACUUUAUUGAGAAGAUAGAGAGCCAUAAACAGAAGCAUGACACUAAGGGCGUUAACUUCAGUGACUUUACUUGGGAGAUAAAGAGCCGUAAGCAGAAGAGUGACACUAAGAACAUUAACUUCAGUGGGGAGAUAGAGAACCAGAAGCAAAAGAGUGACACUAAGGGCGUUAUCUUCAGUGACAUCAGUGGGGAGAUAGAGGACCCAGAAGAGGACAGCAACAAUGUCCUUAAUGAGGACGGAAACACUGGAGGUGACGGAGCAGAAACAGCUAAACCCCAGAGACACAAACAGCAUCAGAGUGGGCCACUCCUUGAGUGUGGUGAGUGUGGGGAGGGAUUCAAUGCACCAAGUAAACUGCAGACACACAUGACAUGCCACACAGAAAUCCAGCCUUUUCCAUGUAAGGAGUGUGGGAAAACAUUUACAAAGUCACGUGACCUAGCUAGACACAUGAGACUUCAUGGAGUAAAGUCUUAUAAGUGCACCGAGUGUGAGAAAACAUUUGUACAAGCAGCUUAUUUGCAGAAACACAUGAAGUAUCACAAUGGCGUCAGGUCACACAAGUGUAGUGAGUGUGGGAAAGCCUUUGUAGAAGCAUCUGAGCUUCAAAGACACAUGAUUUGUCACACUGGAGACAGACCAUUUAAGUGCAGUGAGUGUGCGAAGGCAUUUCGACAAUCUGGUAGCCUUCAGAUACACAUGAGGAGCCACAGUGGCAUCAAGCCUUAUAAAUGUAGUGAGUGUGGGAUGGCAUUUGUGGUGUCAGGUAGCUUGCACCAACACAUGAGGUGUCACACAGGAGUCAGACCAUAUCAGUGUGGUGAGUGUGGGAAAGCAUUUGCAAAAUCCGGAAACCUGCAGACACACAUGAGGAGCCACAGUGAUGUCAAGGCUUAUGAAUGUAGUGAAUGUGGGAAGGCAUUCGUAGGAUCAAGUAGCUUGAAGAAACACAUGAGGCGUCACACAGGAGUCAAGCCUUACAAGUGUGGGGAGUGUGGGAAAUCAUUCACAGAUUCAUGUAGCCUGAAACAACAUAUGAUACGUCACACGGGAGUCAAGCUUUAUAAGUGUACUGAUUGUGGGAAGUCAUUUACACAGUCAAGUGACCUGAAGCAACACAUGAGGUGUCACAGUGGGGACAAGCCUUACAAGUGUGGUGAGUGUGGGAAGGCAUUUACGGGGUCAUGUGACCUGAAGCAACAUAUGAGGUGUCACAGUGGUGACAAGCCUUACAAGUGUUUAGAGUGUGGGAAGGCAUUUACACAAUCAGGUAACCUCAACAUGCACUUGAGAUGUCACACUGGCUUCAAGCCGUAUAAGUGUAGUGAGUGCGGGAAAGAAUUUACACAAUCAGGUAACCUCAAGAUGCACAUGAGAUGUCACAGUGGUGUCAAGCCUUUCAAGUGUAGUGAGUGUGGGAAAGAAUUUACACGAUCAGGUACCCUUAAGAAGCACUUGAGAUGUCACAGUGGCGUCAAGCCUUAUAGGUGUAGUGAGUGUGGGAAAGAAUUUACACAAUCGGGUAACCUCAAGAUGCACAUGACAUGUCACAGUGGUGUCAAGCCUUUUAAGUGUAGUGAGUGUGGGAAAGAAUUUACACGAUCAGGUACCCUUAAGAAGCACUUGAGAUGUCACAAUAGCAUUAAACCUAAUCAAAGUAACUAGUAUGGGGAGGCAUUUUCACAAUCAGGUUCCUUCAGAGACUUAGGAGUGUUCACGGUCAGUAUCACUAUCACAUCACACAAGUGACCUUCAGGCACAAGUGCAAUGUCACAGUGGUGUCAAGCCUUAGUCGUGUAGUCAGUGUGGAAAACAUUUACAGUGUCAUGUAGCCUCAAGAUGCACUUGAGAUGUUACAGUAGCAUGAAACCUCAACCCAGUGGAAGACAUUGACACAAUCAGAUCAGUUGAAACGUUUAAAGGACCAAGUAACCUGAAGACCUAUAUCAGUUGCCACAGUGAAGUUGGAGCCUAUGCUUUCGUGAGUGUGGAAAGAUCACACUGUCUUCAAGUUUACUUUAGUGUGGAGUUUUGUGGAUUCACCCAUUACAAUGAUAACAUGUUUCAGGUCAUCCA
Messenger RNA from Haliotis rufescens (red abalone), 3181 nucleotides. Its product is annotated as zinc finger protein 345-like. Bases 323 to 2770 code for a protein of 815 amino acids. The transcript is spliced from 7 exons. NCBI's taxonomy places the organism in Eukaryota, Metazoa, Mollusca, Gastropoda, Lepetellida, Haliotidae. The record is from RefSeq and is a predicted model, not a curated record. Gene Ontology annotation, molecular function: histone methyltransferase activity; protein binding.